GGAAGCUCUAGAAGUUCCACUUAAGUACAGCAGUUUUUUUUUUAGGUCUCAGACAAUUUCAUGUACAUGGUUUUAGAAAUUAGAGUUCCAGCGUUAGACUCUAUGUACAGUAAUAGUCAUUUGACUUGGUGGGUUUAAAGAUUCUUUUUUAAUUUUUUUUCAGCCAUUGGUCUAAGUUUUGCUGCAGCGUUUGAACUAUCCAUUGAGUUUUUGACCAUACAUGCCACAUCCUGUUCGAGCUAUACAGCGCUUCAACAUGGUUGCCGCAACAAAGUCAGGCAGCUUCAAGUAGAAGAGUGUUAAGGACACAGUAAGUAAGGUAAAGAGUGAGUAGGACUUCUUUGGGCAGUCAGAGGAGCAGUCAUGGCAGACCAAGUGCAACUUUUGCCCUUUUUCUAUGGCAACAUCACUCGAGAGGAAGCUGAGGACUAUCUGAGACAAUCAGGCAUGGGCAAUGGCCUCUACCUGCUUCGCCAAAGCCGCAACUAUUUGGGUGGCUUUGCUCUGUCUGUGGCCUACAACCAUCAGUGCUACCACUACACCAUCGAGAGGGAGAUGAAUGAUACAUAUGCUAUAGCAGGAGGAAAGUCCUACCGCAGUCCAGUUGAUGUGGUGGACUACCAUGCGCAAGAGUCUGAUGGCCUGGUGUGUUUGCUGAAAAAGCCUUGCAAUCGACCCCGGGGCGUUGAACCCAAGGUGGGGGCUUUCGAGGAUCUAAAGGAGCAGCUGAUCAGGCAAUAUGUACAGCACACAUGGAAGCUGAAGGGUGCCUCAUUGGAGCAGGCUAUCAUCAGUCAAAGACCUCAGCUGGAGAAGCUGAUUGCCACCACAGCACAUGAGAAGAUGCCCUGGUUUCAUGGGACCAUCACACGAGAAGACUCUGAGCCCCGUUUACUCAACAGCCCUCGAACCAACGGCAAAUUUCUAAUCCGGCAGCGAGAUAACAACGGCUCCUUUGCACUUUGUCUCCUCCACCAUGGCCAAGUCAUGCACUAUCGCAUUGACAGGGACAAAGCUGGAAAACUCAUCCCAGAUGGCAAAAAGUUUGACACACUUUGGCAGCUGGUAGAGCAUUAUUCCUAUAAACCUGAUGGCCUGCUCCGAGUGCUGACUGAACCCUGCGCACGACCCGAAGGCCCACCAGCUAUUCCUGGAAAUCAUCCAGAGCUUGGCACAGGUGGAAUUCUCUCCAGAAUCCGAUCCGCUUCCUUCCCCAAACCUGGUCUCAAAAAGACAGCGUUUAAGAAGUGUAAAGAAAAGAUCUUAGAUGUUUGCCCUGGUAAGAUCACCACAUACCUUCGCAGACCUCAAGAAUCCGAUAAUACUUACGCGAAAUCGACACUGCUUGCAACAGAGGAAUUACCCAUGAGCACUAAGGUGUACGAGAGUCCAUAUGCUGACCCUGAUGAACUACGCUCAACCACAGUGGACCGGAAAAACUUGUUUUUGGAAGAUGGAGAGCUCGGCUCAGGCAAUUUCGGCACAGUGCUUAGGGGCACGUACCAGAUGCGGAAAACACAGAAACCGGUAGCAAUAAAGAUCCUGAAGAACGGAGAAAACAACGAUGCAGUAAGAGAUGAAAUGCUUCGUGAGGCUGAAGUCAUGCAGCAGCUGGACAACCCCUACAUUGUGCGCAUGAUCGGCAUCUGUGAAGCCGAGAACCUCAUGUUGGUCAUGGAGCUGGCUGAGCUCGGCCCUCUGAACAAGUAUCUGCAAAAAAACAGACUCCUCACUAAAAACGUCACCGAGCUCGUGCAUCAGGUCUCGAUGGGCAUGAAGUACCUGGAGGAGCAUAACUUCGUUCACAGAGACCUCGCAGCUCGCAAUGUGCUGUUAGUCACUCAGCACUAUGCAAAAAUCAGCGACUUCGGGUUGUCCAAAGCCCUCACCAGUGAGCAGGACUUUUACGAGUCUAAAGGUCAUGGAAAAUGGCCCGUGAAAUGGUAUGCCCCUGAAUGCUUGCACUACUUCAAGUUCUCCAGUAAGAGUGAUGUGUGGAGCUUUGGCGUGCUGAUGUGGGAGGCUUUUUCAUAUGGACAGAAGCCAUACAAGGGAAUGAAAGGAAAUGAGGUAAUGCAGAUGAUUGAGAGUGGUGAGAGGAUGGCAGCUCCGGCAAACUGCCCACCUGAGAUAUACAACCUCAUGAAGAAGUGUUGGACAUUCAAGCCAGAGGAGAGACCAGGCUUUGCUGUGGUAGAGCCCAGGCUGAGAGACUACUACUAUGACAUUUCUCAGUGACCAGUUACCUGCUGGAAGGAAACUUGUUCAUGGUGUGAACGACUGGUUACACUGAUUACUGUUACAUUAUUGACCUUCAAACUUAUUCCAAUGUUGCUGUGCGUUUGUUCGUUCGUUCGUUCGUUCGUUUGUUUGUUUGCAAAUCCAAAGUGUGCAAUGAAUGCUUGUCUUGGUCAUAUUUUUCUACACGUCUACAGGCCAUAGCAAUAAGCAGAGUAGAAAAUGAAAUUACUGAAAUUACCAUUACUACAUGCAGCUAUUUUGUAUGUUCGCCUACUGUACAGUAACAUCUACAGUUCCUUUCAUUUGUAGCAUUUAAUCAGGAAAAUUAACCUUGGCUUUAACUUUUAAACUAUGUUUCAGUGUUUAUAUGCAGGAUAAUUAGUGUGCAGGGGCAACGGUACAAAUCCUGAAGACCUUCUUGUGAUGAUGAUUCACGGUUUUGAGAUGUGAUGUACAGUUGAUCUGCCAUUUCGCCAGGGUGAGAGUCAGUCAGAAAAGCAGCGUGUAACAGGAAGCAUUUGUGCUUUUAAGGAAGGAAGGAAGUUUCAGAGAUAAUACAGUGUAUAUAAUAAUAAAACCCAGCAUGACUGCUUUUAUAGAAAAAUCCUCACCAUCUGGCUGAUGGAAUUACCUCCCUGAAAUUGACCCUUUCAGGUAACAGCAUGUUUUUAAAGUGCUUGUUUUUAGAAUUAGAAGACGAUUUUUUUUUAUCUUUUUAUAGUUACAUUUAACAUUAGUUUUUGACACUGGAGACUCAUUCCAAAGCUACAUUGGAAUCUAAAUCAUAAACCAUAACAUAGAACAAAAACAUUCAUAUAAACCUGACGAUUUCCAUGUGCUGUUGUAUUGCAUCACCCAAUACAACCGGUCUCCAACCGAGUUACAUUUAAUUGGUAAAACAGAAUAAAACAGCACUUUUUUGUCAGCUGUCAGUGUCUGUGGUCAAGAACUGACCCUUUAAAAAUGACAGAACGGCCCAAAAUACAGCGUGGCAUAACAUCAAUUCCCUGAAGCCCUACACAGUGUUUUAUAUUAGGGUUGAUUUUGUGUUAGAAAUGCAAAGUUGACACAAAAACAAAUAUCUCUACUGAGCAGAAUAGAUUCUUCCGAUUAUUUUGCUCUUAAGCUGUCUUGAAUAUAUGACAGCUUAUUUAUUUAUUUAUUUUUUAGUCAUUAUACCCAUCAGCUUCCUUUCUAAUGGCAUGACAGGGGUUUAAAGUAAUAUUGAAUCAGGUGGUAUUCUGGUAUAGUGUGUAGUAUUGCUUUCUCAAUAUGGGCCCAUUUUUGAUACUGAGCUCAGGUUAAUGUCUAUGGAGAAUUUCUGUGCAUGUUCCUCCCACGUUUCUUAUUUUUUCUCUUUUAAUUCCUCUCCGUAAUACAGCUGGAUUGUACAUGAUAAAGACCACAUACAUAGUUAUAGUUUAUACUAUUCACAUUCUGCUCAUGUUGUACGCAUGGGAUUUUGCUAAUUUUUUAAAUGACUUAAUAAUCAGUCCAAAAAAAUAUAUACAUUUUUUUUUUUUCAAUAUAUUUGCUAGGAAUUUUAUACAUUUAAAAAUUAAAAUUAAAACUGAAAACCACUGAAAUCUAAACUCCUCCAUACGUCGUCUUUGUCCUGAUCGUGUAGUGCUAGUGAUUUAACAUAUUAUGCUCUUCGUUUGUGUGUUUAUUAGAUUAUUGUUUUAAUCUUUUUAUUCUGUAACGUCCCUUUACAUCUAUUUGCUGACUUCUUUUAUUCAGCACUUUGGAAUUCUUUUUUCAUUCCUCUUCGGAGUUUUCGAAUGUGCUUUAUAAAUAAAACUGUCUUCCAGAUUUUUAUUCUCUACCAGUCCUCUAUGCUUUGACAGAGAAAAUACACACAGAGACUGAAUGGAAAAUGUGAUGCAUUUCACUGGUCUAUGCACCAGCAAUUCUUUAAAGAAGUAAUCAAUAAAUCAAAUAU
Silurus meridionalis is the source of this 4183-nucleotide messenger RNA. It is a transcript of the gene syk, whose product is annotated as spleen tyrosine kinase. Lineage: Eukaryota; Metazoa; Chordata; Actinopteri; Siluriformes; Siluridae. Gene Ontology annotation, cellular component: extrinsic component of cytoplasmic side of plasma membrane; cytoplasm. Gene Ontology annotation, molecular function: ATP binding; non-membrane spanning protein tyrosine kinase activity; signaling receptor binding. The record is from RefSeq and is a predicted model, not a curated record. Gene Ontology annotation, biological process: positive regulation of B cell differentiation; B cell receptor signaling pathway; neutrophil activation involved in immune response.